Entrophospora candida is the source of this 194-nucleotide messenger RNA. The record is from the annotation of a GenBank genome assembly. NCBI's taxonomy places the organism in Eukaryota, Fungi, Glomeromycota, Glomeromycetes, Entrophosporales, Entrophosporaceae.
AAAUGGUUUUAUAUUUGUUUGUUACUGUAAUAGAAAAUGGCACUUCUGUCAUAAAAUCAAGCCUAAUUAGUAUUGAAGAAACUAAAAAAAUCAAGGAUUUAUUAGAAACAGUACUAAAAAAAGAUACAUUGUUUCAUGAAGAAUUACAAGUAAAAGUAGAAUUUCAAAAUAAUGAUUUGUCAGUUUGGCAUGAU